This is a messenger RNA of Aphanomyces astaci, 1767 nucleotides long. RefSeq lists its product as hypothetical. The transcript has 3 exons. Lineage: Eukaryota; Oomycota; Saprolegniomycetes; Saprolegniales; Verrucalvaceae. The coding region runs from base 103 to 1488 and encodes 461 amino acids. The record is from RefSeq and is a predicted model, not a curated record.
CGGCAUUGCCUAAAUUCCGUGGAUCACGUCGUGGCCUUGUUAUCCGUAUUGUGCGAACAGUCAAAGAUCUGGGGCGCGAUCUUUACAGUCCUAAAUAUUGACAUGCAAUGCAACAACAGCGUACUUCGGCUCGUGCUCGUGUGGGCAGCGGCAGUCCAUGCUACCCAAUCACAAGGAUACGUUGAUGGAGAUGCUCUCCUGCUCCCAGUGUUCUUUGGUGAGUCGCCCCUUGUCGUCCCUGUGCCAGUCGGGACGACCACGAUAGAUGCGCACUUGAACAAGUAUUGUUUGCAACACAGUCUGUCGCGAGCCACUGGCGAUGCCUUGAUCAACGCCAUCUCGGGCUCCUGGGACACCUUGUACCAGUUCUCAUACCUCCGCAUUGACGAAGGAACGUCGUCGUGGUCAGUCGUUCCAACCACCCCGGUCGAAAUUGCAAGUUCCGUGUGCAGCUACCUCACGCGUACGAUCAUCACCGUACCUUCGACACAGCGAGACAGCUGCAUGAUGACGUUGAAACUCGAGUUCAGUCGCACAAUGACGUAUCUGAACCACCGUCGUCACAUGUGGGUUGUGCCAACGAAUGAUCAACGAACGAUCGUCCAAGUACCAUCGAUAAUUGCGCAACAACCCAAUACAUCGUUUCACAAGUCAAUGUGCCCGGCCACCACUCGCAUCUAUGGCAACCUCGGCAGCCCCCAGCCACCCCCUCGGUGGCCAGUUUGCAAUGAUCCCGCUCUCGAACGACCUACCAACGUCGUGUCCACUACAGCUGCCCCAGCACUAAAACCAUCCCAUCGAGACAUUUCACUCGACGUGGUGGUACCAACCCGUUCCGAUUUCAAUCUGCUCGACCACUCGAUUCCAUCAGCAAUCCAGUUGCUGUCCAACACAUCACAGCCUCGUGAUUAUUCAGCCAUUCCAGCACCCACAUUGCGCCACCCAAGCGCCAAGGGCAGCAUCACACGGCGGAGUCCACAUCCUACUGGUAGCCCCGUGUCGUUGCCAGUCAAUCACGAAACGCUGCCAUGGCCAUCAUAUGUCCUAUGGGCGCUACAAGCUUGGCUCGUGCCUUUCGUCAUGAUGGGGGGCACGCUUGUGGUCUGCAUGAGAGCCGGCGGCGAAACCCAUACAGCUCAAAUAGCUAAUCUUCAGCGAGACAACCAAGUGCUCCGAGCGGCGUUGCACGACCUUUCGUCGACUCUGAGAGAUUCCAUUGCCCGCGCAGAGGCCAUCCACGCUACUCAACUCGCGACAGCGCAGGCGGUCGAACACGCGGUGGCUACCCUAACCGACGCCGUUGCAAACAUGCAGUCGGAGAAGUCUCAGGAAACGUACAACCUCCAUGCACCGGUCACCCCACAGAUGUCUCAGGACGAGGCUGCCAGUCAUCUGUUGCGCCGCACGUCCAGCUCUGUCUUGCUGCGACGACUCAGUGGUUCGAUGGUACUAUGUAAUGUAUGGGGUAAUGACUGCACGUUUUGCUGACUCUGUUCUAGGCGAUAUCCAAGGACACUGACACGCCAAUAAAGAGUCCAUUUCGAAUGGCAGCGGCGUCGAUCAUUGCGCUCGGACUUCAUCGCCGGAGCUCGGCAGUUGGCGCCACCGACGACACUGACCUAGUCGUGGUUGCAUAGCCAUCCAUACUACACAACAAUGCGAUGUACUUCGAGAUAUGUAAUCAUGUGACAACAAUUUUGAUGCGAGUCUUCUGGUGAACGACAUUUGACGAAACAUGGCCGAAAACGGCAAAUACACUGUACUGUA